GAAGUAGGAGAGGAGGGAAUAUCCCGGCACCAGGUUUCUUGUUCUCCGCCUCUGCUGAGCAAGAAGGAAGCUGUCUACUGAGCUGCGUCAGUGGUUUCCGCUGAGAGGAGAGCAGGGUCUCUAUCAGCAGCCGCACCAUGAAUGAAGUGACCUAUGAUGAUGUGCAUAUCAACUUCACUUCCAAGGAAUGGGCUUUGCUGGAUUCUUCCCAGAAGAGUCUCUACAAAGAUGUGAUGCUGGAGAUUUAUAGUCACCUUACUGAUAUAGGCUACAAAUGGGAAGCCCAUGACAGUGAAGACCAUGGUCAACGAUUUAGAAGACAGAGAAGGCCUAAAAGAAGUCAUACUGAAGAGAAACGCUACAAAUGUACUCAAUGUGGUAAAGCCUUUUCAUAUCGGCAGCGUCUCCUCAUUCACAAAAGAACCCAUACUGGAGAAAAACCCUAUGAAUGCAAUCAAUGUGGGAAAACCUUUUCACAACGGAGUCAUCUCAACACUCAUAAAAAAAUUCAUAGUGGAGUGAAACCUUUUCAGUGUAAUCAAUGUGAGAAAGCUUUUACACAUCGAGGUUAUCUUAAAAAACAUGAAAGAACUCAUACUGGAGUGAAACCCUAUGUAUGUAACCAAUGUGGUAAAUCCUUUUCAAAACCUUGUAGUCUCCAAAUACAUACAAGGAAUCAUACAGGAGAGAAACCCUAUAAAUGUAAUCAUUGUGAGAAAGCUUUUGCAGAUUAUACUUGUCUGAAAAUACAUAAAAGAAUUCAUACUGGAGAGAAACCCUAUGAAUGCAAUCAAUGUGGUAAGGCCUUUUCACAACAGAGUCAUCUCACCAUUCAUAAAAGAAGCCAUACUGGAGAAAAACCUUAUGAAUGUAAGCAAUGUGGUAAAGCUUUUUCAAAUUGCAGUACACUUAAAAUACAUGAAAGAAUUCAUACUGGAGAGAAACCCUAUGAAUGUAAGCAAUGUGGAAGACUGUUUUCACAUGACACUGCUUUCCGGGUACAUAAAAGAACUCAUACUGGUGAGAAACCCUAUGAAUGUACUGAAUGUGGGAAAGCCUUUCGAAAACACAAUGGUCUCCAAAUGCAUAAGAGAACUCACACACAAGAGAAACCUUAUGAAUGUAAGCAAUGUGGUAAUGCUUUUUCAAAUUGCAGUACUCUUAAAAUACAUGAAAGAAUUCAUACUAGAGAGAAACCCUAUGAAUGUAAUCAAUGUGGGAAAGUGUUUGCACACGAUGCUGGUCUCCGGAUGCAUAAAAGAACUCAUACUAAUUAGAAACCCUAUGAAAGUAACCAAUGAGGGAAAGCUUCAAAUUGCAGUGCUCUUUAAUUACAUGCAAGAAUUCAUACUAGAGAGAAACCCUAUGAAAAUGGAAAAGCAUUUUCAAUAUAUAGUGCUGUCCCAAUGCCUAAGAGAACUCAUAAAAGAGGGAACGCCUAUGAAUGUAAGCAAUGUGGGAAAACCUUUCAACAAUACAGUCAGCUCCAGAUUCAUAAAAGAACUCAUACUAGGGGAAGACGUCCAUGGUGCUUCUGAUGCCAUACACUCCAGCGAGACGCAAGCCACCUACCUAUGUCCUGAAGAUAUGAGCUGACACAAAGACAUCAUGGCUCAUCUAAUCCUACAUUGUUCAGGCAGGCUCAAGCCAUGCCCUCUCCAAGCUGGGUGCUCAGAUCCUGGCAUGGCAGGAAGACAUCUGUGGGCCGAUUGGAAUUCAGUCUGCUCAGGCAUGUCUAGUGCAAAGGCCAUGAUGUGAAGCAAGUUUUCUUGGGGAAUCCAGUGUAUUAGAGAUUCGAGAGUCGUGGUAUACCCGCUGAGGAGGGCUGCUGACUGGGAGUGGAACCAGUCCAAUAGAAAGAAGUGUGUUGCCACCAACAAUGCUGAACAGAGUUGGAGAUGGUGUUCUGAUGCAGAAUUUCGAGUAUGACCACCCAGUUUUUUAUCUUUUUUUGGUCCUUUAUUUUCUCGCUAUUCUCCCUUACCUAAACUUUGGAAUGGUAAAGUAUGUUGUAAGCCAUUAUAUGUUGGAAGUAUGCAGUCUGCUUUUUGAUCUUGAUGUUACAGGGGAUUACAGUUAAUAGAUUACAUGAUCUCAAAAGAGAAGUUGAACUUUGGACUUCCAACAUUGAUGAGGCUGUGAUAAACUAUGGAAACUUUUGAAGUUAAACUGAAUAUAUUUUGCACUCUGAUAUUGUUGAAACGUUUAUGUUGAAACGUCUGUCCCCUGAAGCCGGGAUGGCCAUGUGGAUUCCUGGCAUCGACCUCUGGGGCCAGGUAGCUCCACUGUGGGACAUGGUGACAUAAUCGACCCAGAUUGCUGCUGAUGACCAUGUCUGGCUUCAUGGUCCUUCCACAUCCUAGGCCUGUGUUGAAGUCUGUGGCCCAUUUUGCCAUCAAUGGCGAGGUUGAUGUGCAGGGUCAGGUCAGCCUCC
Molecule: messenger RNA, 2434 nt
Organism: Mesocricetus auratus (golden hamster)
Lineage: Eukaryota; Metazoa; Chordata; Mammalia; Rodentia; Cricetidae
Product: zinc finger protein 431-like
Exons: 4
Coding region: 138-1277 (379 amino acids)
Biological process (GO): negative regulation of transcription by RNA polymerase II
Molecular function (GO): DNA-binding transcription repressor activity, RNA polymerase II-specific
Source: RefSeq, a predicted model, not a curated record